This is a messenger RNA of Pichia membranifaciens NRRL Y-2026, 648 nucleotides long. RefSeq lists its product as hypothetical. Gene Ontology annotation, cellular component: cytoplasm; nucleus. NCBI's taxonomy places the organism in Eukaryota, Fungi, Ascomycota, Pichiomycetes, Pichiales, Pichiaceae. The record is from RefSeq and is a predicted model, not a curated record. Gene Ontology annotation, molecular function: protein kinase activator activity. The coding region runs from base 1 to 648 and encodes 215 amino acids. Gene Ontology annotation, biological process: signal transduction; positive regulation of protein phosphorylation; cell division. The transcript has a single exon.
AUGCAGCAGCAGCAGCAGCAGCAGCAGCAGCAGCAGCAGGUGACGAACCACCGGGAGAUCAGGAGCUACGCGGAACAGACGCUCGGCUCGGGCUCCUCGCUUGCCAAGGCGGUGAAGUUGCCCAAUGGCGAGGACGUGAACGAGUGGUUGGCUGUGUACAUUGUGGACUUCUACAACCAGAUCAACAUGCUCUACGGGACGAUCACGGAGUUCUGCUCGCCGACAACGUGCCCCCGCAUGAUCGCCACACAGGAGUACGAGUAUCUCUGGCAGGACCCAAUGCAUCGGAAUGGCAAGCAGCCCGUGUCAAUGAGCGCCCCGGGCUACGUCGAGGCGUUGAUGGAGUGGAUCCAGGGCUUCCUCGACGACGAGACAAUCUUCCCGACCAAGAUGGGGGUGCCGUUCCCGAAACAGUUCCCGGUCUUGGUCAAAACCAUCAUGAAGCGGCUCUUCCGCGUUUACGCUCACAUGUACUGUCACCACUUCGACGAGAUCAACGAGUUGGGCCUCCAGACCCACCUGAACACCUCCCUCAAGCACUUUGUGCUUUUCUGCAAAGAGUUCGACCUGCUCUCUCGCAAGGACUACGGGCCCUUGGACGAGUUGGUCGACCGCAUGCUCGAGGACAGUCAUCCGGCCAAGGCAUGA